This is a messenger RNA of Gloeophyllum trabeum ATCC 11539, 669 nucleotides long. Its product is annotated as peptidyl-prolyl cis-trans isomerase B precursor. The record is from RefSeq and is a predicted model, not a curated record. Gene Ontology annotation, biological process: protein peptidyl-prolyl isomerization; protein folding. Gene Ontology annotation, cellular component: fungal-type vacuole; endoplasmic reticulum. The coding region runs from base 1 to 669 and encodes 222 amino acids. Gene Ontology annotation, molecular function: peptidyl-prolyl cis-trans isomerase activity. Lineage: Eukaryota; Fungi; Basidiomycota; Agaricomycetes; Gloeophyllales; Gloeophyllaceae. The transcript has 12 exons.
AUGAAUUUCGGUAAAUUACCGCUCCUUUUCGCGCUCCUCUCCCUGGCGGUGGUCUUCUGCGCGCAGUCCGUUGAGGCUGCAAAGGGGCCCAAAAUCACCCACAAGGUCUACUUUGAUGUCAAGCAGGGUGACAAGGACCUUGGGAGAAUCACUAUUGGCCUCUUCGGCGGGACUGUCCCGAAGACGGUGGAGAACUUCCGUGCGCUCGCGACCGGAACGAAGAAGGAUGGCGAGAAACUCCCCGAGGGCUUCGGUUACAAGGGAUCCAAGUUCCACCGUGUUAUCAAGGACUUCAUGAUUCAAGGUGGUGACUUCACAAGGGGCGACGGCACUGGCGGCAAGUCCAUCUAUGGUGACAGGUUCCCUGAUGAGAACUUCAAGCUCAAGCACACCGGACCUGGUGUUCUUUCCAUGGCUAACGCGGGCAAGGAUACUAACGGCUCUCAAUUCUUCAUCACGACCGUCAAGACUAGCUGGUUGGAUGGCAGACAUGUCGUCUUUGGCAAAGUCCUCGACGGCAUGGACGUAGUCACCCUGAUUGAGAACGUGCCCAAGGGCGCCAGCGACCGCCCCGUCGAGGACGUCAUCAUCGCGGACUGCGGCGAGCUGGAGGUCGAGCAUGAGAUAGACGAGAACGGAAACCAGGUGCCUCUCCGUGCCGAGCUCUGA